Molecule: messenger RNA, 600 nt
Organism: Parasteatoda tepidariorum (common house spider)
Lineage: Eukaryota; Metazoa; Arthropoda; Arachnida; Araneae; Theridiidae
Source: RefSeq, a predicted model, not a curated record
UAUUAUUCCAAUAAUUUUUUAAUUUAUUUUCUUCAGUUUCAGAGUAAAUAAUCAUGCGAGAGUUCAAGGUAGUGGUUUUGGGAAGUGGAGGUGUUGGAAAAAGUGCACUGACUGUCCAGUUCGUAUCUGGAAUGUUCAUGGAAAAAUAUGAUCCAACUAUUGAAGAUUUUUAUCGAAAAGAGAUUGAAGUUGAUUCAGCUCCUUGUGUUCUUGAAAUUCUUGAUACAGCUGGUACAGAACAGUUCGCAUCCAUGAGAGACCUUUACAUUAAAAAUGGUCAAGGUUUUGUUGUAGUAUACAGUAUUACAAGUCAUCAAACAUUUCAAGAUAUCAAGAAUAUGAAAGAACAAAUUAUGCGUGUCAAAAAUACAGAAAGAGUGCCAAUCUUGCUUGUCGGCAAUAAAGUUGACUUAGAAAAUCAACGAGAAGUGACUACAGUCGAAGGCAUGGGACUUGCUCAACUAUGGGGCUGUCCAUUUAUGGAAGCUUCUGCACGUAAUAAAUGUAAUGUGAAUGAAGUUUUUGCAGAAAUAGUUAGAGAAAUGAAUUAUUCCACAGUUAGGGAGAAGCAAAAUUAUUGCUGUUGUGUAAUUCUUUGAU